Molecule: messenger RNA, 505 nt
Organism: Cuscuta campestris
Lineage: Eukaryota; Viridiplantae; Streptophyta; Magnoliopsida; Solanales; Convolvulaceae
Source: the annotation of a GenBank genome assembly
CAUCCCCCCUUCCCCAUUCUCUCUCUCUCUCUUCUUUCUUUUAUUAAUUAUAAUUAUUAUUUCCAUUUCUUCUUACCGCCUCCGGCCUGAAACCAAUCUUUAAUGACGUCUCAGGAGAAAGGCCGGCCGCUGCCAAAAUUCGGUGAGUGGGACGUGAACAAUCCGGCCUCCGCCGAUGGUUUUACGGUCAUUUUCGCAAAGGCCAGAGAUGAGAAAAAAGGCGCCGGAGCCGCCGCGACCGCCGCCUCUCAGGCAGCGAAACCGAUCAACGACAGACGGAACGAGUCUUACAAAGAACCCCCGAAAAGAUGGUUUUGUUGCUUCUGAAAUGGACAAAUGAGAAGAAAAAUAUAGGCCAUCGGUGGUGGAUGCUCUAGAGAUGAUGAUAUAUAUAUAGGGGCUGCAUGUGUGGGUAGUGGUGUUUUUUCAUUUUUUACUGCAAUCAUAUGUAUAUAUGUAUAUGUAUGCACCUCAAACUCAAAAAAAAAAAACUUUUUGUGUUGAU